Molecule: messenger RNA, 4036 nt
Organism: Nannospalax galili (Upper Galilee mountains blind mole rat)
Lineage: Eukaryota; Metazoa; Chordata; Mammalia; Rodentia; Spalacidae
Gene: Ero1b
Product: endoplasmic reticulum oxidoreductase 1 beta
Exons: 14
Biological process (GO): protein folding in endoplasmic reticulum
Cellular component (GO): endoplasmic reticulum; endoplasmic reticulum membrane
Molecular function (GO): FAD binding; thiol oxidase activity; protein-disulfide reductase activity
Source: RefSeq, a predicted model, not a curated record
UGGUUUGUUCUUUCUCUCAAGGUUAAUCUGAAGCGACCAUGUCCUUUCUGGGCAGAUGAUGGCCACUGCUCAAUAAAAGACUGCCAUGUGGAGCCCUGUCCAGAGAGUAAAAUUCCAGUUGGAAUUAAAGCUGGGCAUUCAAAUAAGUACUUGCAAGCAGCAAAUAAUACCAAAGAACUGGAAGACUGUGAGCAAGCCAGUAAACUGGGAGCUGUGAACAGCACAUUGAGUAAUCAAAGCAAAGAAGCAUUCAUUGACUGGGCAAGAUACGAUGACUCACAGGAUCACUUCUGUGAACUUGAUGAUGAGCGAUCUCCUGCUGCACAGUAUGUGGACCUGCUGCUGAACCCCGAGCGGUACACAGGCUACAAGGGUUCCUCGGCCUGGAGGGUGUGGAACAGCAUCUACGAAGAAAACUGCUUCAAGCCUCGAUCUGUGUAUCGUCCUUUAAAUCCUCUGGCACCCAGUCGAGGUGAAGAUGAUGGAGAAUCAUUCUACACAUGGCUAGAAGGUUUAUGUCUUGAGAAAAGAGUCUUCUAUAAGCUUAUAUCAGGACUUCAUGCCAGCAUCAAUUUACAUCUGUGUGUAAAUUAUCUUUUGGAAGAAACCUGGGGUAAGCCAAGUUGGGGACCUAAUGUCAAAGAAUUUAAACGCCGCUUUGACUCUGUGGAGACAAAGGGGGAAGGUCCAAGAAGGCUUAAGAACCUGUACUUUUUGUACUUGAUUGAACUUCGAGCUUUGUCAAAGGUGGCCCCUUAUUUUGAACGAUCCAUUGUUGGUCUUUACACUGGCAACUUGGAGGAAGAUGCAGACACCAAGACCCUUCUGCUCAGCAUCUUUCAGGACACAAAGUCCUUUCCCAUGCACUUCGAUGAGAAAUCCAUGUUUGCAGGUGACAAAAAGGGGGCCAAGUCAUUAAAGGAGGAGUUCCGGUUACAUUUCAAGAACAUCUCCCGCAUCAUGGACUGUGUGGGGUGCGACAAGUGCAGACUGUGGGGGAAACUUCAGACUCAGGGUUUAGGAACUGCCUUGAAGAUACUAUUCUCUGAAAAAGAAAUCCAAAAACUUCCAGAGAACAGUCCGUCAAAAGGCUUCCAGCUCACUCGGCAGGAAAUAGUUGCUCUUUUAAAUGCUUUUGGAAGGCUUUCUACAAGCAUAAGAGAGUUACAGAACUUUAAAGCUUUACUGAAGCACAGUAGGUGAUGAAGGCAUUUCUGUGUCUCCUUGGACAUAAUGGAGUAUGUGAAGCCUUUUGGCCUUGCACAGUCAGCAGAUGGGCUAAGCGUCUAAGAUUUAAAGAAUUCUGAACUGCAAAAUUCAAAUGUUCACUUGAAUAUUUAUGAUCUUUAUUAGCUUAUUGGCUAGAGAUAUUUAUAAAUGAAGUAUAUACUUUAAAACAUGUAAGUUAUACUAAUCCUGUUUAAUUUCAUGUGCGUUCCCAUCUGUUGCAUAGUCUGCCAUUCUGUUUCAAGUUGGUUUUGUUCAUAUUGUAUUACCUUCAUUUCCAGUUGUCAAACUUUAAAUAACUGUCUCUGUCCUGAGAAGACUGUUCAGUCUAUUACAGAAAAAGAACUAGGGAGCAGGUGUUGCCUAGGGCUGGUCUCAAGUGACAAAUUUGUCUGUGAUUUAGUUAGUGUUUUUUAGCCUUGCCUAGCACCGUGUGUCAUCGUCUGAAAUACAGGGCUGUCAAAUGUGGUGAAUAGCCCUUUUGGUGACCAGUGACAGGUUCUGGAAGAUUCCCCAGGACUUCAGCAGUUUUGAGAGUUUUUAGUUGCUGUUGCUGCUUUGGUUUUGGCCUAAAGGACCUACCUUGGCAAAGGAGGUUUAGUGCUCUCUCUCGCUCAGUCGACCAGGUGUCCUGUGUGCACCAGGCUGGCUCACUGACCCCCUUUACAAUGAGCGCCCUCCUUCUGACUUCCUUCUCUGUUCCUCCUAAUUACAGACACUUUCAGUUAUUUUAUGACAACCCCUAUUUAUUUAAUGGAUUAUUUCUUCAUAAAAUUUGGUUAAAAUGGGAUGAGUUUAUAAUGCAAUUAAAAGCAUUAUAUACACAAAUUUUGUUGUUUUAAGGUGUUUUUAAAGAUUGGAUUAUUUCUUCAUAAAAUUUGGUUAAAAUGGGAUGAGUUUAUAAUGCAAUUAAAAGCAUUAUAUACACAAAUUUUGUUGUUUUAAGGUGUUUUUAAAGAUUUAAUUCUGAAUGCAGUCUAUGCAGUCCUCUCCCUCUCCCUGUGAUUCUCUCUGGUCACUAUAUCAGCAGGUUGUCUGCGCUUCUCCCCUCCUCUCUUGAGUUCAUCCCAUGUCAGUGGUCCUUGGUGUGACUGCUCCACUGGAGAACUUACAGGCCCUAGACCGUCAUUUUCUAAACCUGGGACUUAAAGUCUUUAAGUACUUUAAAUCUUGGGGUUUUUUUGUUGGUUUUGUUUGUUUUUUUGUUUUUUAAGGUGGCCGUGGAUAUAAAUGGGAUUACUUGAAAGGUUGUGUCUGUGUGGAAGGAAUUGGGUACAAAGUCUAGUUUCUCCUUUGACUUCUGUCUUUUCUGAAGUAAACAAUAAGUGCUCUUAAGCCCACAUCUUAGCCUGCCAAAGCCUGAACUGUGUUCAUUGCCCGUUUUGUGGCAUGUUUCAAAUUGUAUUUGGUUGGCUCACCCUCUCGCAAAGCUGCCUAGCCAUCCAGUGGAGGCAUGUGAUUGGGGGACUGAAGUCUCAUGAGCUAUUUCCUUCUUUCCAACCUUUGUAAACUUGGGAUUUUGUUGGUAGUGUGGUGGGUUUUGUAGAUUGAAAUUUUUUUAAGCUGGCUUGCAGUUUUCUUCUUUUUCUGUGCUUUUUAAGGUUGCAACUACUAUGAACUCAGAGAGGGCGAGUUGAAGCAAAGUCUACACAGCAGUGCCGGUUAGUAAGAGCUGUUCUUAGUGUCGAUUCAGGGUUUUUUAAAAUGUGAAAAUUUUGCACUUUGUCUCUUUUCAAUGCAGAGGUCUUUUUGGUAAUGCCAUUUCACCAUCCUUGCUCAUUUCCAUUUGUUUAAUUUUUCUUUACUGUGAUUUGUUUCAAGCUUAGGACAGAUGGUCAUACUAGACUGUAUUCUAUAAAAGAUCUAGUUAGAGGGGUCUUCUCAAGGUUUUAUGAAGUUUUCAAUAAGGGAAGUAUUCUGGCAUUCAUCAGAUUCGCUUUAUUUUUACCAUAGAUUAGGAUAGCAGGGGUGGCCUACACUUCAGUGCAUAUUCAAGGAUUGAUUGUGCAAACUCAAGGAGCCUGUUUCAUGGACCGCAAUGAGUUUUGGUCUCUUGAUGACGGUCUUCUAGUUCUGUCCCCUGUGCUGGGUGGGAAUACAGGAGCACUGUUUGCAUUAUGGAAAUGUCUGGCUGGUUUGUCUCUUGGCGUUUUGUCUGUAUUUUGUCAUCUAAUGAAAACCUCCAGCACUUGGCAGUAGAGCUGACGGAGGUGAUUGUACCAGCUGGUGAGGAAAUGAGCAUGAAGGGACCGGGUGCUUUCCUCCAGUAGCUUACACUGACUUCCCUUCCAUGUUACCUGUACAGGCUACACUGGUGAGUUCCCAGUGUUCCUCCUGUUUUGAUUCUUAGAUUACGAGGAAGAUCAGACAAAAUAAGAGAUUUCAGUUUCAAAAUUUGACAAGUCACAUAACGUUGGGACAGUGUGUUGUGACGGUAUACAUCGUGUGGUCUCAUGUGUAAGAAACUGCUGUGUUCCUCAGCCUUGCCUAGGUGCCAUAUAUGUAGGGAAGAGCAGCUAAGCUAGUCUUCCUCAGCCUAGCCUCCAGCUGGACACGAGAACAGCUCAGUAAGUCUGGCAGCGGUGCGCACGCCAGAGCACCGCAGCACUGUGUCCAGAAGACACAGGCUAGGCGCAUGCCCUGGAAAUUCCUUGUACAAAACCUAGCUUAUAAAUCCAUGUGUCCUCUGUCUGAAAGAACCACCUACAAGUGCAGCUUUGAUUUUUCUGAAUAGAAUUCUAAGUAAUUUGCCGACGUACCCACCAGACUCUAGACCAUGUGAAUUAAAAGUCCUUGUUUCUGCAGUCUU